AUGCGAAUCUCACUUGUCGCCGCGACCUCGCUGCUGGGGGCCAUUGCAGACGCCCUUCCCUCCAAGCACACAUCGUCCGAGCCCUUUUUGACCCAGCUCGACGAUUCCUCAUGGGUAUUUGGCAAUGAGCUCUGGAACCUCACCCAGCAGGAAACAUACGGGGUCAAAUUGAUGUACAAGGGAAAGGACUGCGUGGGGGAUGCCGUCGGCCAUUACGUGAGCUACAAUGGCGCAGCGUCCAAUCUGAAUUGGACCUCGGCCUCCAUUGCCGAAAAAGGGACAUACCGGGGCAAGAAAUACAUCGAUAUCGUCUUCACCGCAGCCGAAGGCGAUAUGCACUGGGUGGUAUUCUCUGGUCUGUCUGGUGCCUAUCAAUACUUUGUGAAUCAUGCGCUGCCCGUGCUGGGAGAAUUCCGCACUCUCUGGCGCCUGGACAAUUCGACUUUCACCAAAGGCCGAACGAAUAUGAAGGACGAAGAACUGCCGCCGUUGAGUGAAUACCUUCCGCAGAACAAGGUUCAGGAUGAGACCUGGUUGAAGCCUGAUGGCAAUGGGUACAUCACCAAGUAUGAUUUUACAGCGUGGUCGCGUAAUCAGGACUUCUUCGGAGUGUAUGGGGAUGGCUUUGGGAGUUGGUAUAUCAAUCCUGGGAAGGAUUACUAUAAUGGGGACCAUUUGAAGCAGGAGUUGAUGGUGCAUCGCGAGUCUGCGACGGGCGAUGCGGUGCAACUGAACAUGAUUCAUGGUACCCAUUUCAUGGCAUCCUCGAAGGAUGUCCUCCCUGAUGGGAAGAUGUGGGGACCUUGGCUGUGGUAUCUUAACGACGGCAACAAGGAAGAUGUAGCCCAUCGCGCUGCCGAAGAAUUCAAAUCCUGGCCAUACAAAUGGCUCCAAGAUGAAGACUACCACAGUCGCGGCAUCGUCAAGGGAAAAAUCAUGCUUUCAGACGGACGGCCCGCAUCCAAUGCCGCUGUCUUCCUCGGCGACAACAACCCAGUCAAGACCUCUCUGGACAUGGGCUCCGACUAUUACUACACGACAUACGCCGACAAACACGGAAACUUUGAAAUACCAAACGUCCGCAUCGGCACAUACGGUCUUCAAGCCUGGUCAAAUGGCAGCCCCAUCGCCGACGUGACCACCUCAUUUCUCCAAAAUGACGUGACGGUCAAGAAAUCUGCAAACACCAAUCUCGGCCAUCUCACCUGGAAAAUCUCCUCCAAGAAGCAGCUUUUCCAGAUUGGAGAUUUUGACCGUCUCAGCUAUGGUUUUGAGCACGGAGGUGCUCCCCAUCAGCAUGGACUUGUGGCGUCCUGUCCGGCUGAUCUGACGUACACCAUUGGUGAAUCUCAGACCAGUGACUGGUGCUUUGGACAGACCUAUAAAGGGAACUGGACUGUGCGGUUCAAGGUUCCUACUGUGAUGGAGUCAGCAGCGCCAGAGUUGAUUGUGUCGUUGGCAGGUUACUCUUCUGGGGCGAGCUCGGAUAUUUAUGCCAAUGGGAUUCGAGUCGGUAAUAUGACCAGUGGCUCUGCGUUGCUUCCCAGUGACCCGUGUCUGUAUCGCUCGGCGACAGCGGCGGGAGAGUGGCAUUUGCUCAAGUAUCCCUUCGACAAGAGUCUCUUGAAGAAAGGAUGGAAUGAGGUAACCUUCAACAUGGUCCGGAACACAACCUGGCAUGGCUUCAUGUGGGACAGCGUGGUCCUAGAGUGGUAA
Messenger RNA from Penicillium oxalicum, 1716 nucleotides. RefSeq names its product putative rhamnogalacturonase. Bases 1 to 1716 code for a protein of 571 amino acids. Gene Ontology annotation, molecular function: catalytic activity; carbohydrate binding. The record is from RefSeq and is a predicted model, not a curated record. Gene Ontology annotation, biological process: carbohydrate metabolic process. The transcript has 4 exons. Lineage: Eukaryota; Fungi; Ascomycota; Eurotiomycetes; Eurotiales; Aspergillaceae.